This is a messenger RNA of Onychomys torridus (southern grasshopper mouse), 1248 nucleotides long. It is a transcript of the gene Med7, whose product is annotated as mediator complex subunit 7. Gene Ontology annotation, molecular function: transcription coregulator activity. The transcript is spliced from 2 exons. Gene Ontology annotation, biological process: regulation of transcription by RNA polymerase II. Gene Ontology annotation, cellular component: mediator complex. NCBI's taxonomy places the organism in Eukaryota, Metazoa, Chordata, Mammalia, Rodentia, Cricetidae. Bases 293 to 994 code for a protein of 233 amino acids. The record is from RefSeq and is a predicted model, not a curated record.
GACCUGUUAUGGGACAGCCUUGGUAGCCAAUUAAGGGCCCUGGUCAGGGGCUUCUUCCUGAGAAGGCAACCGGAACUUGUGCUUCCGCUGCGCCGAGGAAAAGUCGCUACCGGAAAAGCAAGCGCCGAGGUGAGCGGGCGGCCGCGCUUGGCGACCGCAGCCUGAGCUUCUCUCUCCGCCCCCGCGGCUGCGACUCUCCGGGCGCGGUGCAGCCUGGGAAACCCGGGCUCGCCUUCCCCGCCGCGUCGCUCGGCGGAGCCUGCCGGAGGCCGAAGGUUCCUGAUUGUCUACGAUGGGUGAACCACAGCAAGUGAGCGCACUUCCCCCACCUCCAAUGCAGUACAUCAAGGAAUAUACAGAUGAAAAUAUUCAAGAAGGCUUAGCUCCCAAGCCUCCCCCUCCAAUUAAAGACAGUUACAUGAUGUUUGGCAACCAGUUCCAAUGUGAUGAUCUUAUCAUUCGCCCUUUGGAAAGUCAGGGCAUUGAACGGCUUCAUCCUAUGCAAUUUGAUCACAAGAAAGAACUGAGAAAACUCAAUAUGUCUAUACUGAUUAAUUUCUUGGACCUUUUAGAUAUCUUAAUAAGGAGCCCUGGGAGUAUAAAACGAGAAGAGAAGUUGGAAGAUCUUAAGCUGCUUUUCGUGCAUGUGCAUCAUCUUAUAAAUGAAUAUCGACCCCACCAAGCAAGAGAGACCUUGAGAGUCAUGAUGGAGGUCCAGAAACGUCAACGUCUUGAAACAGCCGAGAGGUUUCAGAAACACCUGGAACGAGUAAUUGAAAUGAUUCAGAAUUGCUUGGCUUCUUUGCCUGAUGAUUUGCCCCAUUUGGAAGCAGGGAUGAGAGUUAAAACUGAGCCAAUGGACACUGAUGAUAACAGCAAUUGUACUGGACAGAAUGAACAACAAAGAGAAAACUCAGGUCACAGGAGGGACCAGAUUAUAGAAAAAGAUGCUGCCUUAUGUGUCCUAGUUGAUGAAAUGAAUGAAAGACCGUGAAGAGUAUUUCUUUUUUUCUUUUAGUGAGUAGCAUCUUUUAUUAGUUUAUUUUCUCUUGGGCAGUCUUAAGAGGUAUAAGUAAAAAUAUAAAGGGACUUUUUUUCAAUUGAAAUGCUGUACGUGGUAAUUUAACAGUAAGCAUAGGUAAGAAAGUAUAUUUGAGUAAUGACCCUAAAAAAGCAGAAUGUUUGCUAUUGUGUGGGAUAGUCCUAUUUUUGGAGUUGGAAUAAAGAUUUGAAGUAAUAUCAAACUCA